AUGAAGAGCCCCAAGGAGGAGGCUGACUCGGGUGCCCCGCCCGGCGGCGGCGGCGGCGGCGGCGACGACGUGCCAGCCGGCGCUGCUCCUCCUGAAGUGGCCGCCGCCAGCGUUGAUGCCGCUCUUGCGACCGCCGCUCCUGGUGCUGUGGUUGCCCCCGGCGAACCGGCCGGGCCCGGAUGUUCCCUGCCCUCGGAGAGCUUCGUUUGGACGCCGGAGCUGGAGAUCCUCCUCUUUCGGGCGCUGAAGAAGUACAAGCCGAUUGGCAUCCACAAGCACAUUCGCAUGUUUGCCAUCCACCACUACCUGUCCAGCCGGCUGCUGCUUACGCGGCGUCUGCUGCUGGCGCACCCGCGCUUCGGCGAGGCCGACUCGCCGGCCCCACGGCUGCCCGUCUUUGUUCCCCGGUCGGCCCUCUGGCAUCGGGUGCAGCAGCUGUAUGACCUGGCCGGGCUCGAGCGUCUUGCCGAGGACGAGGCUGCCGUUCAUGAGGAGGCCGAGGCCCGGGCCGAAGCGCGCGAGGACGACCUCCCCGCCGGCAUGUCCGAAGAUGAUGCCUCUGAGGGGGACAUGUCGGGAGUGUCGGAGGACGACGAGUCUGCCUCGGCUCCGGCUCUCCGCGGCCGGCGCGGCGUGGCUGGCCGCCGGGCCUCUUCUACCCGGGGCGGGCGGACCGGACGCGGUGGCCGACGUGCCACCCCGCAGCCGUCCGGCAGUUUGGCCGGCCCGGGCCGCGGCCCGGCCGGCGCCCGGCGACCGGGCACCGGCGGCUCGGCCUCCAACUCGGCUGCCUCCUCGGCCGUCCACUCGCCGCUGGGCCUGCUGGAUGAUCUGGCCUCCAGCGACGGCGGGGCCACUCGUCCGCCAUUCCACCUUUCCUCCGACCAGCCAGUCGACUUUGUCCUCCCUCUGCAGAUCAUUCAGCGGUCGAUAUCCCUCGGCUCGUUACCUGAACACUUCGAAGGCUACACCCCUCGGUCGUCGCCAUCGCCAUCGCAGACCCCCCCAGUCGGGCCCCAUGCGGAGGAUGAUGUUCGCUUGAAGGCCGAGCCUGUUGAUCCCCCCGGGAGCCUCCUGCCCCGGGCCACAUCACCGUCCAUGGGCGCCCUAUCCGACGAGCCCCCCGGCUCUCCGCGCCGGAGUAGCCGCUUUGACCGGCAUCUCGCGUCGAAGGGACGCUCAGGGUCGCCACUCCACUCCGACUUCCAAGAGGACGGCUCCCUCACCCCUCGGCGCACUCGACGCUCAUCUCGCAUUUCUGGCCGCUCCCCCUCGGCCCUGGGUCACCACUCAGACGCCCGUGAAUUGGACCUGCACACGGACGACAGUGAUUUGGCCGGCGGCGACAGCCGCCCAGUGUCCUCCUCUUCGGGGACAUCCUCCUCGGUCUCGGCAUCGGCCUCGCCCUCACGCUCACAGAGCCCCUCAGCUCGCAGCUCCACCCCCUCCUCGCCGGUAUCCAAUGCUCGGCUAUCUAGCCUCCGGUCGAAGCGCCGGCUGUCCGACGCAUCCGACACCCAAGCUCCCGGGUCCCCGGGGGCUGAGGCUGGCGGCGUCUCGCGCCGUCGUAUGACUCGCAGCGACUCGCUCACGGCCGCCGCCGCCCAUGCUCCGGAGCCGAGUUCGCCGCGGACGCGCCGGGGCGCGGCCAUUGCCGCCGCUGCCUCCAUCCAGGCGGAUGCCCUUAGCGACUCGCGCUCCGGGAGACGGGCUCUGCGCAACGCCCAGCAGGAGGACUGAAGUGGCCUGGACGCGUGCCAUGUGUCCGGCGGCAUGCCGCGCGCGCGCGCGCUGGCCUUCCCCGAGCCUCUCCCAUGGCGCGUCGCUGCCGCUCCUGUGUCCAGCACACAAUACACCCAAACCCUUGCAGAUA
Fonticula alba is the source of this 1873-nucleotide messenger RNA. RefSeq lists its product as hypothetical. Gene Ontology annotation, biological process: regulation of transcription by RNA polymerase II. Bases 1 to 1740 code for a protein of 579 amino acids. Lineage: Eukaryota; Rotosphaerida; Fonticulaceae. The record is from RefSeq and is a predicted model, not a curated record. Gene Ontology annotation, cellular component: nucleus; NuA4 histone acetyltransferase complex. The transcript has 5 exons.